Messenger RNA from Drepanopeziza brunnea f. sp. 'multigermtubi' MB_m1, 2400 nucleotides. The record is from RefSeq and is a predicted model, not a curated record. Lineage: Eukaryota; Fungi; Ascomycota; Leotiomycetes; Helotiales; Drepanopezizaceae.
AUGCUCCAGGCUCCGUCGCGGGCCUCAUCUGCUUCGUCCUCUUCUUACCAACCCGUAACACGCCAGAACACCAUGUCUUCCCAAGAUGGCGGGAGGUCCGUCCGUCAGUCGAAACGGUAUUCGAUGACUACGCUCUACCUGUCCAUGUCUGCGAAUGAGAAGGAUUUGGAGAUUGAAGAUGACUUGGCAAAAGCCCAGAAGAUCCUCCGCGACCUCAAAUCGAAGAUUUCAUCACAAUCCAAGAAGAAUUUCGUGUUGGAGAAGGAUGUCCGGUAUCUCGAUUCUCGAAUCGCAUUGUUGAUUCAAAAUCGCAUGGCUUUGGAAGAGACUGACCGUAUCCAGCAAAAUGAGGUUGCCAGUCAUCUCGAAGACGCUGCGGAUCUGCAAGAGGGCUUCUUCCCGAAUGACGAGAAGACACAGAAAUACGGAAACCUCCUGUUCCUCUUACAGUCCGAGCCGCGACACAUUGCACACCUCUGUCGCUUGGUUACCAUGGCCGAGAUCGACUCCCUCCUCCAAACUGUGAUGUUCACCAUCUACGGAAACCAGUACGAGAGUCGCGAAGAACAUCUGUUAUUGACCAUGUUCCAGUCUGUAUUAACAUAUCAAUUCGACAAUACCCCGGAAUAUUCCUCCCUGCUCCGAGCCAACACACCUGUAUCCCGCAUGAUGACCACAUAUACGCGACGAGGGCCCGGGCAGAGCUACCUGAAGACCGUGCUGGCCGACCGGAUCAACGGCCUUAUCGAGCUCAAGGACCUGGACCUGGAGAUCAAUCCCCUCAAAGUCUACGAGCGCAUGAUCGAACAGAUCGAAGAGGACACGGGGAGCCUGCCGGCGUCCCUGCCCCGCGGUGUGACGGCGGAGCAGGCAGCCGAGAAUGCACGGGUCCAGGCGAUCAUCGAGCCCAGGUUGACCAUGCUGAUGGAAAUCGCCAACGGGUUCUUGAGGACCAUCAUUGACGGGCUGGAGGAGACUCCAUACGGGAUAAGGUGGAUAUGCAAGCAGAUUCGAAGCCUGACGAAGCGGAAGUACCCAGAUGCCAACGAUCAGGUCAUCUGUACUCUCAUCGGUGGAUUCUUCUUCCUCCGAUUCAUCAAUCCCGCCAUCGUCACGCCCAAGUCGUAUAUGCUUAUCGACGGCACGCCAGCCGAACGGCCACGGCGCACGCUGACUCUCAUUGCCAAGAUGCUCCAGAAUUUGGCCAACAAACCCUCAUAUGCGAAGGAACCGUACAUGGCCAAACUCCAGCCGUUCAUCCAUUACCACAAGGAGCGCGUGAACAAGUUCAUGCUCGAUCUGUGCGAGGUCCAGGAUUUCUACGAGAGUCUGGAGAUGGACAACUACGUCGCCCUCUCGAAGAAGGAUCUGGAGCUCUCCAUCACUCUGAACGAGGUUUACGCGACCCAUGCCCUCUUGGAGAAGCACAGGGUCGAGUUGAACAGAGAUGAUAACUCUCACCUGUCCGUCCUGUUGGGCGAUCUGGGGCCUGCCCCCGCUCAACUGCCCAGGAAGGAGAACAGGGCCAUCAACCUCCCGCUGUUCAGCAAGUGGGAGACGGCCAUCGACGACUUGACGGCCGCGCUUGAUAUCACGCAGGAAGAAGUCUACUUCAUGGAGGCCAAAUCCACAUUUGUGCAGAUCAUGCGCUCCAUACCGACCAACAGUGCCGUCGCGAGAAGGCCCCUCCGCCUCGAGCGUGUCGCCGACGCCGCUGCGACUUCCCGGAACGACGCCGUGAUGGUGCGGAAAGGCAUCCGGGCGAUGGAACUCCUCAGCCAAUUGCAGGAGCUGCAGGUGAUCGACAAGUCUGAUCACUUUGGCCUGCUCCGCGACGAAGUCGAGCAAGAGCUCCAGCAUCUCGGCUCGCUCAAGGACGGGGUCAUCCUCGAGACCCAGAAACUCGAGCAGGUCUUCAAGACCAUCCGGGAUCACAACACCUACCUGGUCGGACAACUGGAAACCUACAAGAACUAUCUGCACAACGUGCGGAGCCAGAGCGAGGGCACCAAGCGGAAGCAACAGAAGCAUCAGGUCCUCGGGCCGUACAAGUUCACCCACCAAGCCCUGGAGAAGGAGGGCGUCAUUCAGAAGAGCAACGUCCCCGACAACCGGAGGGCCAACAUCUACUUCAACUUUACGAGUCCCCUCCCCGGGACCUUCGUCAUCUCGCUUCACUACAAAGGCAAAUUCCCCAUGGACUUCGGGCCACCUCAUCUCAUGCUAAUAACAGAUACAGGUCGCAAUCGAGGACUGCUAGAGCUUGAUCUCAAGCUCGAUGACCUCCUUGAAAUGCAAAAGGAUGGCCAAGAGGACCUGGAUCUCGAAUACGUCCAGUUCAACGUCCCCAAGGUUCUGACCCUCCUCAACAAGCGGUUCGCCCGGAAGAAAGGAUGGUAG